AUGGACACCAGGAGUUCAGCAGUGGCCUUCACAUACUUUACUGGUAUUUUUCAUAUUCCACACUCAGGUGUGCAAAGAGAACAUGGAUGGGAUCCUCAGCAAUGGAAGCGGAAGAUUCGAGAGGACGUUAUCUCCUCUCUGCUGAGGCAGCCAUUGAUCAUUAGGUGGGGCUGGUGGACUUUCAAAGCAGAAGUGGAGCAGAGACAAUGUAGCCCUGAUGAGUCACAGGGUUACUCAGUCUUACCCAUAUGGCCCUUACCUUCGCUUAACCAACUGAGCCAUCCAGGCGCCCUGCUGAUGGGUUUUGUAAAAGAGAACGUCAUCUCUUAUGCAGAGUGCAUGACACAGCUCUGUUUCUUCUCCUUCUUUGUUAUUGAUGAGUGCUGUGUUUUGACAUCAAUGGCCUAUGACUGGUAUGUGGCCAUCUGUAAGCCCCUGCUUUACAAGGCCAUCAUGUCCCAUCAGGUCUGCCUCAUGCUGAUGGCAGGAGCGUAUGUAAUGGGGUUUGUGGGUGCCAUGGCCCACACCGGCUGCAUGCUGAGACUCACCUUCUGUGGGGACAACUUCAUCAAUCAUUACAUGUGUGACAUACCUCCUGUCCUCCGGCUCUCCUGCAGAAGCACCUACAUCAACGAGCUGGUGGUUUUCACUGUGGUGGGCGUCAACGUAAUCGUGCCCAGUCUCACCAUCUCCAUUUCUUACACCUUGAUCCUCUGCAGCGUCUUCCACAUCCGUUCUACAGAGGGCAGGUCCAAAGCCUUCAGUACCUGCAGCUCCCACAUAGUUGCUGUUUCUCUCUUCUUUGGAUCAUCAGCAUUCAUGUAUCUUAAGUCUUCUCCUGCUGGGUCUCUGGAUCAAGAUAAAGUAUCCACAGUUUUUUAUACCAUCGUGGGGCCAGUGAUGAAUCCUUUUAUCUACAGUCUGAGGAACAAAGAUGUUAAAAUUGCACUGAGUAAGACUUUGAAGAAAAGAAUGUUUUCCUAG
This is a messenger RNA of Leptonychotes weddellii (Weddell seal), 984 nucleotides long. The record is from RefSeq and is a predicted model, not a curated record. Lineage: Eukaryota; Metazoa; Chordata; Mammalia; Carnivora; Phocidae.